CAAAGGGAAACACCACGUAAAUGCCAUCAUAGAUGAUGAUUUCUGGCAAGUGGUGAGAAAUGAAACGCUUGAGGAAGGAAACUUCGAAAUCGAAAGCUCCAUGAGUCUCGGCGGAUCCCAAUGGUGUCGACCGAUGUCGAUGAACUCACAUCGAUCGACAGACCAUGACGAAGAUCGAUGGACGGAUUACUCCAGUCAUCGAUCGACUUCGUCUACUGAAUCGACUGAUUGCAAUGUGGUUCGAAUUCUAAAACUCAUGAAGAAUUCACAGCUAAGCAUCCUCACCCACCCUCCCCUUUCUAUGAUAAAAUCGAUCGAUCGGUUGAGCCAACCAUUGGUGAUCCCUAAAGUGGCAUUUUCUUGUGGUUGUCUUUAUCAUCAGCCUUUGUUCUUCAAGUUUCUAGCCACAUAACUCAUAGUAGUGUGAAUAAUUUGCAUCCUAGUACUGUUCAUCGCGAUACUAUUCAUUGCCACACUAUUUACCUACCGUCGAUCGACACUAUUCAAAUUCCAUCGAUCGACACUAUUCAUGUCUCGUCGAUCGAUACUGUUCAUCUUAACACUGUUCAUCACGAUACUAUUCAUCGCGACACUAUUUAUCUCCUGUCGAUCGACACUGUUCAUAACGUGUCAGUCGACACUAUUCAUAUCCCUUCGAUCGACAUUGUUCAUCCCGUGUCGGUCGACACUAUUCAUCUUCCGCCGAUCAACACUGUUCAUAACGUGUCAGUCAACACUAUUCAUGUCCCGUCGAUCGACACUGUUCAUCCCGUGUCGGUCGACACUAUUCAUCUUCUGCUGAUCGACACUGUUCAUCCCGUGUCAGUUGACACUAUGCAUAUUCCGCUGAUCGACACUGUUCAUGUUCCAUCGAUCGACACUGUUCAUCUUGUGUUGGUCGACACUAUUCAUCUUCCGUCGAUCGACACUGUUCAUAUUCUGUCGCUUGACACUGUUCAUCUGAACAUUGUUCAUCGCGAUACUGUUCAUCUGAAUACUGUUCAUCGUGACACUGUUCAUCGAAACAUUAUUCCUCUGAUGACGAACACCACUUACGGAGAGACAGAGAAGGUCGAAGCGCUCAUACUUAAUAUCGACAAGAAAGGUAUUUGGCGAGACGAAGAAGGUCGCCCUUGCAGCCGCACAGGACAAUUGAUUAAUGCAGACGGUAAUGAAAUCCCUGAUGUAAUUGCUGUUGCUGAGAUGAAUACCUUUGAUCUGACAAGCCAAUGUUAUAAUUGGGGAAGUGAGGAUAUUUUCCGAGGUCUUCCUCAUGAAAAUCCCAGAAACCACAUCGAAGAGCUUGAGGGUCUAGUUUCAAGGCGUAAGAAGAAACAAAUAUCUGAAGACCUCAUACUCUGCAAGAUUGUCCCUUAUACUAUCUCUGGAGAUGCUUUUAGCUGGUUCAGUAAGCUGCAGCCAAGAUCUCUAACCUGCUGGGAAGACAUCAAAGGCGCCUUCCUAGGUAAAUUUUUUAGCGAAGCUGUAGCAACUCGAAGUAAAAGGUUUGAUUACAUGGUGGACAAGAUGAUUGAAGAUCACAAGAAAGGAAUAAUCACUAGUCUUAGUCAGAUUAGUAUUAGUCAGAUUAUGGAUUUUGCCUAUAGCGAGCAGGAUGAAGAUAUUGGAAUCCCGACCACUCAUGUCGAGCAGCCAGACAUUCAGGUUCACCAUGCAGAUGAGAGUAAGCAGAAGGACGAACUGGUCAACCAUGAUGAUGAAUAUCAUGUAUCAGGAGAGCAGAGCAAAGUAGAAGAAGCUGAUAAAAAAGAUCCGACUUCAGCAUCGAUCGACAGUAGUAACUCAGAAUCGAUCGAUAUCCGCACUUCAGAAACGAUCGAUACAAAUAUUUGUCAUCGAUCGAUACCAUCUACAAUCCCUGAUACUACCACUGUUUAUGUUAGGAGUGGACGACCGAAGGCAAUUAGAGACAAUAACAGUCCUGAGGAUGCUUAUGCUAAAAGUUCUGCAUUGCGUCGUUCAGCACUUCAGAAUACUGUCCUUGAGCUGCACCCUGCAUAUAUCUCUCUUGUGGGUCAACAUUCUUUCCAUGGUUUUCCUCAUGAAGAUCCCACUAGCCACUUGGAGACAUUUGUAGAUCUAGCAUCGACCAUCAAAUGCAAUGGAGUCUCUGAAGACUACUAUUUAUGCAAAUUAUUCUCAUACUCUCUUGCUGGGGAUGCAGCUCAUUGGUUGAAGAAGCUACCACCAGGAUCUCUCACUACCUGGAAUGACAUCAGAUACGCCUUCCUCAACAAAUUUCUCUAUGAUGCUGCAGCAAAUCUAGAGAUUGAGAUAAGGCAUAUGCUGGAAUAUAUGGUGGAGGAUGAUGAGCAACAUGAGUCUGAAAAGCUGAGCACAGUAGAAGUAGCUGAUAUUAGUGACACGAGCUCAUCAUCGAUCGACACCCUUACCAUAACAUCUAUCGUCCCCCCCACCUCAUCGUCGAUCGACCCCAGUACCUCAGAAAUGAUCGACACAGACUUUUGUCAUCGAUCGAUUCCACUUGAAAUCCCUGAAAGAUCGAGUUGUCCUCAGGACAUUGCAAACUCGACACAGGAGAGCAUCAAUGAAUCAAGCUGUGAUCUUACCUCAGAUGUAGACAAAGUCACUCUGAAAGACUUUCUGGAGUUGGAAGAAUGGCUUCGGCAGAAGCUUGAUGAUCAGCCCGCUUCGGGAAAAGGUCUGGAAAGUUCCUUAAAGCCUGACGACAUCGACCGACAUAAACCUGAUGAGAUCGAUCGACACCCACCCUACGACAUCGAUCUACAGUUGCCGUCUAACAUCAAUCAACAUACACCCGACUGUAUCGCUCGAUACCCACCCGAUUGCAUCGAUCGACACCCAUGUUUGGAUGAACUAUCAGGAUACAUGAUUGAACCAGAACUGGUUGGAGGAAAAGAACACACGUCUGGAGCCUCACACCUUGCUGUCCCUGAAAAUCUAAGACCACCUCUAUGCGAAGAAGAAGCUGUUGGGAUUUGCAAAAGAGAGAAGAGGAUACAUGAUCCUGUGAAGUUUGUUGUUCCAUAUGAAGUGUUUGAAGCUGAAUCUCCUAUCCCACCAGAUAAAAGUAUGGAGUUAAGUUCCUAUGGUGGAGUAUUUGAUGAUAAUAAGUAAGUAGAAGCUUCUCAAAGAGGGCUGCGAUUUAGAGAUGUAGUAGAUAACUGCCCAGCAGAAAUACCAUCGAGCGACAUCAACAGAACAAAAUGGAUUGACACUAUCAUUUCAUCAUCGAUCGAUACCGGUCAGAUACCAUCGAUCGACACCAGAUGCGAAUCAGAGCAGAAUGAGUAUGAAUUGUGUGGAAAUAUUUUGUAUGGAGAUACCACCAUGCAUUCAGACAAGUCUAGGGAAAAGAAGUGGAGGAACUGGAAGAAGAAAAAGAGAAUCAAUGAAGGUUCUCAGAUAUCAUUGAUUCCUCACUUCUCAGAUGAUGCCAGGAAGUCCAGAGUGAGAUUACACAAGUCUGUGGGAAAGAAGGGGAGAAAUUGGAAGAAGCGGAAACGAACCAAAGGAGGUUCUCAAUUACCAUUAACUCCUUACUUUUCAGAUAGUAUCAGAAAAUCAAGAGUGCGCAGCACAUGCUUCUCACAUCCAUAUGCAAAACUUAGAGCACUCCUUAUUGUUGAAAUGAUAGACAAAGGAGAAGGGUCUAUGGAGGAGGCUUUCAUACAAAAAUGAUAAAGCUUCAAAGAGUAGACAUUGAGACUUGGUUUGGAGCAAGUUCUCAUUCUUAUCCGGACUUAAUCAGAUCUCCAGAAGUCAAGCUAAUGACUAAAAUUAAGCGCUGAAUGGGAGGCAACCCAUUGUUAGGUUUGUUUUAUAUAUGGUUUAAUUUUCAUUUAUUACUGAUUUUUCUUGUUUUCUAAUGAUUUCAGGUUAAAAAAAAAUGUUUUAUUUAUGUUAGGUACAAGGAAAAGAUCCGAGGAAGACGAGUUUCAUAGAAAUCGACGAUGGCUAGCUAACAUCGAUCGACAGAGUAUCAAGGGUAUCGAUCGCCACUUAACUGUGUUGGUCAAUAUUCACAUCAAAGUUAGGUAUAUUGUUCUUCCUUGUUAAAUAUUGUCCGUAUGAUUUAUUCUCCCACCGAUCUUAGGCUGAAUAACAUUGGUCACAAUGUUAUUUAAGCCUGGGGGAGGUUACAUUAAUAUUAGGUUUUAGUUAGAUGUUUAGAAUAGGGACCCUAGUAAACGAUUGCCAUGAUAUCGACCGACGAGAACAAGUCGAUAUCGAUCGGCAUUGCUACAUCUUCCACGUUUACAUCAAUCGACAUCCAUUCCGGUCAGGUAUAUCAUUUUAACUUGUUAAAUUGAGUACUUAUGAUUUAUUUACACCAUAACUCCGAUUGGAUAUACACUGGUCACAGCGUUAUCUAAGUCUGGGGGAGGUUCUACUGAUAUUGUGUUUUAGUUAUGAAAAAAAAAAAAAACACUGAUCCAUGUAGACGAUUACUCAGAUCAUUGACCGAUGAGACCAUCUCGAUAUCGAUCGACAAUGCUUCAUCAACAACGAUCGAUUGUCACUCCAUUGUAUCGAUCGAUACUGAGCAGGUUAUCGUUCUUACUUGUUAAAUUUUGUACUUCUACUUUAUGAUUUUCACCUUACCACCGACUGUGUUACACUGGGGACAGUGUAAUUUAAGUCUGGGGGGAUUACUAACGUUUAUCUACCUUUAUGAGUAUUAUUUAAAAUAUUUUCAAAACUGUUUUUAUUGAGUCAAGAAGGGGAUAAUGAACUUAUUAGAUUCAUGCUUGUUAUCUAACCACUCUUUAGCACCAUUCUAGACUUACUGAUUGCAGAUAGUACUGAAGAUACUAAAGUGGAUCAACCUGUCAACUAUGUUCACACUUGCUGAGAUUGUUUGA
Brassica rapa (field mustard) is the source of this 4868-nucleotide messenger RNA. RefSeq lists its product as uncharacterized. Lineage: Eukaryota; Viridiplantae; Streptophyta; Magnoliopsida; Brassicales; Brassicaceae. The record is from RefSeq and is a predicted model, not a curated record.